AUGCCUUCACACAUCCUCCCCUUUUCGUCAGGGUCCUCCCAAGCCCGUCUAUAUCAUAGCAAGGGAUUCACGCCGAAGCGGGAGAAGUGUUCGUCAGACGAUGAACAUUCGAGCCAAUCCCAUGCUCUCCCAACAGCGUCCGAUCCCGAUCUCCCACAUCUCACCCCAUCACAAACUGUGCACAUGACUCAAAUCACCUCUAAGCCCGAGACAAAACGGCUCGCGACAGCGGCCUGCGACGUCGCCUUCUCCAACACCCGACCAUGGGAGCUCCUCCGCAAGGGCCAAGGCACACAUAAAGGCGACGUAUUCAGUGUUGCACGCAUAGCAGGCAUCAUGGCUGCCAAAAAGACACCUGACCUUGUCCCGCUCUGCCAUCCAGGAAUUGGCAUCACCGGCGUCGAAGUCAGUGUGGAGCUUGUUGGACCUGAGGGAAAAAAUGCCGAGGACUACGGCUCUAUGCAGAUUCUUGCCACUGUCAGCUGUUUUGGCCGGACCGGCGUGGAGAUGGAGGCUAUGACGGCUGCAACGGGCGCCGCCCUGACGGUGUAUGAUAUGCUUAAAGCCGUAGAUAAGGGGAUGAUAAUUGGUGGCGUGCGGUUGUUGGAGAAGCAGGGGGGGAAAAGUGGGCAUUGGAGACGUGAGGAGUAG
Penicillium canariense is the source of this 651-nucleotide messenger RNA. Its product is annotated as cyclic pyranopterin monophosphate synthase. The transcript has a single exon. Gene Ontology annotation, biological process: Mo-molybdopterin cofactor biosynthetic process. Lineage: Eukaryota; Fungi; Ascomycota; Eurotiomycetes; Eurotiales; Aspergillaceae. The record is from RefSeq and is a predicted model, not a curated record. The coding region runs from base 1 to 651 and encodes 216 amino acids.